CAGACGACCCUUCGGAGGUAAGUCUUUUUGGCCCAUCCCACCCUCGCAGACCAUCGGCCCACGCCCUUUCUGCUCCGUCGCCCUUGAGUCACUUCAAUUUCAUUCCCUGGCAACCCAUUUGGAUUUUUCUUCCUCUGCCUCUCUUUUGCGCAUAGAACGAUACCCCAUUCCAUAGGCGCAAUAGCAAGCCCAGCACCAAAGAAAAAAAUGUCACCCUCUGCAGACCUCCCCGAGACGCGCGAGACGCUCGAGGCCAUCGCCGCCGCCGACCAGACAAAGACCAUCUCCGAGCUGCGCAAGACGGUCACCUCCGAGACUACCCCGCUGCCCCUUCGCUUCCGCGCCCUCUUCUCCCUCAAGCACGUCGCCUGCAACAGCAAGGGCCCCGACAGCGACGCCGCCAUCGAGGCCAUCGCCGCCGGCUUCGCCUCCCCUUCGGCCCUGCUCAAGCACGAGCUCGCCUACUGCCUCGGCCAGACCGCCAACCUCGUCGCCGUCCCAUACCUGCGUGAUGUCCUUUGCGACCUGAAGGAGGACCCUAUGUGCCGCCACGAGGCCGCCGAGGCCCUGGGCGCCCUGGGCGAUGCCAGCCAGCUCGACAUUCUGAGGGAAUACAGAGACCGCGAGGGCGAGGACGUCUGCAUCACCGAGACGUGCGAGAUCGCCAUCGACCGAAUCGAGUGGGAGAACUCGGAGCAGAGGAAGCUGGAGAAGCUGCGCAAGAGGUAAGAC
Molecule: messenger RNA, 732 nt
Organism: Colletotrichum destructivum
Lineage: Eukaryota; Fungi; Ascomycota; Sordariomycetes; Glomerellales; Glomerellaceae
Product: Putative armadillo-like helical protein
Exons: 2
Coding region: 208-729 (173 amino acids)
Biological process (GO): peptidyl-hypusine biosynthetic process
Molecular function (GO): deoxyhypusine monooxygenase activity
Source: RefSeq, a predicted model, not a curated record